AUGACCUCUUUGAGCUUAUUCUGCAUUUUGCUUUUAUGGCUGCUCUCAAGAUCCCAACUUGUGAUCACCCAAAUACUAGACAAUGAUCAGGGGCUCAUUUUACUUCAAAUUGGUACAGAGUUUAAAGUUUCUAAAUGGAGUGCUAUUAAGAACACUUCAGAUUAUUGCUCUCUGCCUGGCAUUUCUUGCAACAACAGCUCCUUGGUGGAGGUUCUUGAUCUCUCUAGGCAAGGGCUCAGAGGCAACUUGACCCUGUUUUCACAGCUCAAGUCCCUCAAAUCCCUCGAUCUCUCCUUCAACAGUUUCCAUGGCUUAAUCCCACCGUCUCUCUCCGAGUUAGCCGAGCUCGAGUAUCUUGAUUUGUCGUUCAACAGCUUCGAUGGCCCUAUCCCUUUCGAAUUCUCGAGGCUCGAAAAUCUCAGAGCUUUGAACCUUUCCAGCAAUUUCCUCACUGGCGAUAUACCCCAAAGGCUUGAGAGCUUAACAAAGCUGCAAGAUUUGCAGCUGUACACAAACAGGUUGAAUGGCACAAUCCCUUCAUGGAUUGGUAGCUUGACCAACUUAAGGAUUUUCACUGCCUAUGAAAAUGAGUUGACUGGUUCCAUCCCGGACGAGUUGGGCUCGUUCAGUGAACUUCAGUUGUUGAACCUUCACUCGAAUGAGCUGGAAGGCUCGAUACCCGAGAGCAUUUUCGCGAUGCGAAAACUCGAGACUUUGGUCCUGACCCAAAACAGAUUGAGUGGGUACAUUCCUAAAUCGAUCGGCAAGUGCAAGACUUUGUCGAGCAUACGGAUAGGUAACAACAAUCUGAGUGGGCUCAUACCUAAAGAGGUAGGGGACAUUACGAGCCUCACUUAUUUUGAGGCGAAUGAUAACGGGCUGUAUGGGGAAAUCGUGCACGAGUUUUCCAAAUGUGCGAACCUCACACUCCUUAAUUUGGCCUCAAACCGGUUAAACGGAAGUGUGCCGUUGGAGUUUGGCUUAUUGAGUAACCUGCAGGAGUUGAUUGUUUCGGAUAAUGACCUGUUUGGAGAGAUGCCUUUGUCCAUUCUUAGAGGGAAAAAUCUGAGUAAGUUGGAUUUAAGCAAUAACAGAUUUAACGGCACUAUACCGGCUAGCAUCUGUAACACGUCCCCCCGGCUGCAGUUCUUGCUUUUAGCCAACAACUUGUUGGAAGGCGAAAUCCCGCACGAGAUUGGUAACUGUACGAAACUGCUGGAGUUGCAACUGGGGAAUAAUCAUCUGAAUGGAAGCAUCCCGCCCGAGAUCGGCCGUAUAAAGAACUUGCAGAUUGCUUUGAACUUGAGCUCCAACCGCCUUCACGGGCAGCUGCCGGAGGAGCUGGGCAGGCUCGACAAGCUCGUUGCUUUGGACGUGUCGGGCAAUCUGCUGACCGGGAAUAUCCCGAGUUCUCUCCGGGGGAUGCUGAGCUUGAUCGAGGUGAAUUUUUCGAACAAUUGGUUCACUGGGCCCAUACCUUCGUUCAUACCAUUUCAGAAAAGCCCGAAUUCGAGUUUUAUCGGGAAUAAAGGUCUGUGUGGCGAGCCGUUGACUGUUUCUUGUGGAAAUUUUGACAGCCCCGAAAGUUAUUCGUACCAUCACAAAGUCUCGUACAGGGUUGUGUUAGCCGUGAUCGGUUCAGGCCUAGCCGUGUUUGCUUCGGUUACUGUAGUUGUUUUGCUGUUCAUGAUGAGAGAGAAACAGGAGAAAGCUGCCAAGGAGGCAAAGAUAGCCGAAGAGGAAAGUAAUGACAACCCGGAAGUAGUGGCGGGCAAUGUGUUUGUCGAGAGCCUCAAGCAAGCGGUUGAUUUUGAGGCUGUUGCGAAAGCUACCAUGAAGGAGUCGAGUAAGUUGAGUGUCGGGACUUUUAGCGUCGUUUAUAAGGCGGAUAUGCCGUCCGGGUUAACUUUGUCGGUCAGAAAGUUGAAAUCGAUGGAUAAGACCAUACUUAACCACCAAAACAAGAUGAUUAGAGAGGUUGAGAAGCUUAGUAGGCUCUGUCAUGAUAACUUGAUGAGACCGAUCGGUUUUGUUCUGUUCGAGGAUGCUGUCCUCUUGUUGCACCAAUAUUAUCCAAAAGGGACCUUGGCCAAUUUUCUUCAUGAAUCGGUCGAGAAGCCCAAUUACAUGCUCGACUGGCCUGCGAGGCUUGCGAUUGCUAUUGGGGUGGCCGAGGGACUGGCUUUUCUCCACAAUGUGGCCAUUAUUCAUCUCGAUAUCUCGUCGGGCAAUGUGGUUUUGGACUCGAGUUCUAAUCCUGUGUUGGGUGAGGUCGAGAUCUCAAAGCUUCUCGACCCGUCUAGAGGAACCGCGAGCAUAAGCGCGGUAGCUGGUUCGUUCGGAUAUAUCCCUCCAGAAUACGCGUAUACUAUGCAAGUGACAGCACCGGGUAAUGUGUACAGCUAUGGUGUAGUUUUGCUUGAGAUCCUCACGACUCGGCUGCCGGUUGACGAGGCUUUUGGGGAAGGGAUUGAUCUGGUGAAGUGGGUCCACGGUGCACCUACCCGAGGGGAGACCCCAGAGCAGAUUCUUGAUGCAAGGCUGAGCACGGUGUCGUAUGGCUGGAGAAAACAGAUGCUUGCUGCCCUCAAAGUGGCAUUACUCUGCACAGAUAGCACGCCAGCCAAACGGCCCAGGAUGAAAAAUGUAGUCGAGAUGCUUAAGGAGAUUGCGCAGAAUUAG
This is a messenger RNA of Striga hermonthica, 2682 nucleotides long. Lineage: Eukaryota; Viridiplantae; Streptophyta; Magnoliopsida; Lamiales; Orobanchaceae. The record is from the annotation of a GenBank genome assembly.